Messenger RNA from Tinamus guttatus (white-throated tinamou), 2939 nucleotides. The record is from RefSeq and is a predicted model, not a curated record. Lineage: Eukaryota; Metazoa; Chordata; Aves; Tinamiformes; Tinamidae.
AACCAUGUGCCUCAUAAUCAGUCAUCUUGUUGUACUGUGUUUUGUCUUCUGUCUCGCAGAGGAAGGAAACAAAGGUUAUGGACCUGUUUUUGAGGAACAGCCUAUUGAUACCAUCUACCCAGAAGAAUCUUCAGAUGGGCAAGUCUCAAUGAACUGCAGGGCUCGGGCAAUUCCUUUUCCUACUUACAGGUGGAAACUCAACAACUGGGACAUUGAUUUAACGAAGGAACGCUACAGUAUGGUGGGAGGCAGACUGGUAAUCAAUAAUCCAGAGAAAUCAAAGGAUGGUGGAAAAUAUGUCUGCAUAGUAUCGAAUAUCUUUGGAACUGUCAGAAGCAGUGAAGCCACUCUGAGUUUUGGAUACCUGGAUCCCUUUCCACCUGAGGAACGCUAUGAGGUUAAAGUGCGAGAAGGUGUUGGAGCAGUGCUUCUGUGUGAACCUCCUUACCAUUACCCAGAUGAUCUGAGUUAUCGCUGGCUUCUAAAUGAAUUCCCAGUAUUCAUUGCUUUGGACAAGCGGCGAUUUGUAUCACAGACGAACGGCAAUCUCUACAUUGCAAAUGUAGAAGCAUCAGAUAGGGGCAAUUAUUCAUGUUUUGUGUCAAGCCCUUCAAUAACAAAGAGCGUAUUCAGUAAAUUUAUUCCACUUAUUCCACAAUCAGACCGUGCUAAAGUAUAUCCUGCUGACAUCAAGGUGAAGUUCAAGGACACAUAUGCACUCCUGGGCCAAAAUGUGACGCUGGAGUGCUUUGCUCUUGGGAAUCCGGUUCCUGAACUGAGGUGGAGUAAAUACCUUGAACCCAUGCCAGCCACAGCUGAGAUAAGCAUGUCUGGUGCAGUUCUUAAGAUCUUCAAUAUUCAGUAUGAAGAUGAAGGACUUUAUGAAUGUGAAGCUGAAAACUAUAAAGGAAAAGAUAAACAUCAGGCAAGAGUUUAUGUACAAGCAUCUCCAGAGUGGGUGGAACAUAUCAAUGACACAGAGAAGGAUAUAGGCAGUGACCUCUACUGGCCUUGUGUAGCUACAGGCAAGCCUAUUCCGACCAUUAGGUGGUUGAAAAACGGUGCCUCAUUCCGGAAAGGUGAACUAAGAAUACAGAGUCUGACCUUCGAAGAUGCUGGCAUGUAUCAAUGUAUAGCAGAAAACACACAUGGAAUUAUUUAUGCAAAUGCUGAGCUGAAGAUUGUGGCUUCACCUCCAACUUUUGAACUGAACCCUAUGAAGAAGAAAAUCCUAGCAGCCAAAGGGGGCCGUGUAAUAAUUGAAUGCAAGCCUAAAGCUGCUCCCAAACCAAAAUUCUCAUGGAGCAAAGGAACAGAGUUGCUCGUAAAUGGGAGCCGCAUACGUAUUUGGGAUGAUGGGAGCCUGGAAAUUAUCAAUAUCACGAAGCUGGAUGAAGGUCGCUACACAUGCUUUGCAGAAAAUAACCGAGGAAAAGCUAAUAGCACUGGUACUCUGGAAAUGACAGAGGCCACAAGGAUUAUUUUAGCUCCACUGAAUGUUGAUGUCACCGUUGGAGAGAAUGCUACCAUGCAAUGUAUUGCAUCCCAUGAUCCCACUUUGGACCUCACAUUUAUCUGGUCUCUAAAUGGCUUUGUAAUAGAUUUUGAGAAAGAGCAUGAACAUUAUGAAAGGAAUGUUAUGAUUAAAUCCAACGGUGAACUGCUCAUUAAAAACGUUCAGCUGCGGCACGCUGGGAGAUACACGUGCACCGCACAGACCAUCGUUGACAAUUCUUCGGCUUCAGCUGACCUUGUUGUAAGAGGUCCUCCAGGCCCUCCUGGUGGUAUCAGAGUAGAAGAAAUUAGAGACACUGCUGUAGCACUUACCUGGAGUCGUGGAACAGACAAUCACAGCCCUAUUUCUAAGUACACUAUCCAGUCAAAAACUUUUCUAUCUGAAGAGUGGAAAGAUGCUAAAACAGAACCAUCAGAUAUUGAAGGAAAUAUGGAGUCCGCUACAGUGAUUGAUUUAAUUCCGUGGAUGGAAUAUGAGUUUCGGAUUAUAGCAACAAACACUUUGGGCAUAGGAGAACCUAGUAUGCCGUCACAGAGAAUUAGAACAGAAGGCGCUCCUCCUAAUGUGGCUCCUUCUGAUGUUGGAGGAGGGGGUGGAAGCAAUCGCGAGCUGACGAUAACGUGGAUGCCCUUAUCAAGAGAAUACCACUAUGGCAAUAACUUUGGUUACAUAGUAGCUUUCAAGCCAUUUGGUGAAAAAGAAUGGAGAAGAGUUACAGUUACUAAUCCUGAAAUUGGCCGGUAUGUGCACAAGGAUGAAUCGAUGCCACCUUCAACCCAAUACCAAGUAAAAGUGAAAGCUUUUAACAACAAGGGGGAUGGACCCUUCAGUCUCACUGCUGUCAUUUAUUCUGCGCAAGAUGCUCCAACUGAAAUACCUACAGAUGUGAGUGUAAAAGUUUUGUCAUCUUCUGAAAUCUCUGUUUCUUGGCACCAUGUUUCUGAGCAGUCUGUGGAAGGAUAUCAGAUUCGUUACUGGGCUGCUCAUGAUAAAGAAGCUGCUGCACAGCGAGUACAAGUCAGCAAUCAAGAAUAUUCAACCAAACUGGAAAACUUGAAACCUAAUACACGGUACCAUGUAGAUGUUUCUGCUUUCAACAGUGCAGGCUAUGGACCUCCCAGUAGAACCAUUGAUAUUAUCACUAGAAAAGCACCUCCAAGUCAACGUCCAAGAAUUAUCAGUUCUGUAAGAUCUGGUUCAAGAUACAUCAUCACCUGGGAUCAUGUGAAGGCAAUGUCAAAUGAGUCUGCAGUUGAAGGAUACAAAGUGUUGUAUAGACCAGAUGGACAACACGAGGGCAAGUUGUUUUCGACUGGAAAGCACACAAUAGAGCUCCCAGUCCCCAGUGAUGGUGAAUAUGUUGUUGAGGUCCGAGCACACAGUGAAGGAGGGGAUGGAGAAGUUGCUCAAAUAAAAAUUUCAG